Messenger RNA from Triplophysa rosa, 8508 nucleotides. It is a transcript of the gene atp11b, whose product is annotated as ATPase phospholipid transporting 11B (putative). The record is from RefSeq and is a predicted model, not a curated record. Gene Ontology annotation, cellular component: endoplasmic reticulum; recycling endosome; trans-Golgi network. Bases 233 to 3685 code for a protein of 1150 amino acids. Gene Ontology annotation, molecular function: ATP hydrolysis activity; ATPase-coupled intramembrane lipid carrier activity; ATP binding. Gene Ontology annotation, biological process: phospholipid translocation. NCBI's taxonomy places the organism in Eukaryota, Metazoa, Chordata, Actinopteri, Cypriniformes, Nemacheilidae. The transcript is spliced from 29 exons.
UCCGGAAUGUUGUCAGUCAGAAGUCAUCACCGUUAAGCGCAGUCGUUGUACGGUUGUGUUCGAGCGUCUACAUAUUCGAUAAUGGGUCGGGAAUCGAAGUUUAUCGGCGGCCACAUGUUUUCUGUGUAAUGCGGAGAGGAGGAAGUAUCGGGAGAAGCAGUUGUUUUGCUGCCGCGGGGAUUCGUGUCGGUGAGGUGGGCUAGCUUACUGAGCUACGGUACCUGAGGACAGAAUGAUUCGCUGGAUCCGACAACAGCUGGGCUUUGACCCGCCCCAUCAGAGUGACACACGCACAGUUUACAUAGCAAACAAGUUCCCGCACCACGGCCAUUAUAUUCCUCAGAGAUUUGCAGACAACAGGAUCAUAUCAUCCAAGUACACCAUAUGGAACUUUGUCCCUAAGAAUCUGUUUGAGCAGUUCAGAAGAAUAGCCAACUUUUAUUUUCUCAUAAUCUUCUUAGUUCAGUUGAUGAUAGACACACCCACUUCCCCUAUAACAAGUGGACUUCCUCUAUUUUUUGUCAUCACAGUAACUGCCAUCAAACAGGGAUACGAGGAUUGGCUGCGGCACAAAGCUGACAAUGAAGUUAACGGAGCCCCAGUAUUUGUUGUGCGCAGCGGCAGUCUGGUCCAGACGCGAUCCAAGAAUAUCAGAGUGGGUGAUAUUGUGAGAGUAGCCAAAGAUGAGACGUUUCCUGCGGACCUGGUGCUCUUAUCAUCAGACCGCGCGGAGGGAACUUGCCAUAUUACCACUGCCAGCCUGGAUGGAGAGACUAACCUUAAGACACACUUUGCAGUGCCAGAAACAGCGGUGUUGCAGACGGUGUCUCGGCUGGAGUCUCUCCAGGCUGUGGUAGAGUGCCAGCAACCCGAAGCUGACUUGUACAGAUUUGUUGGAAGAAUAACUGUAACCCAACAAGGAGAGGAGAUAGUCAGACCUUUAGGACCAGAGAACCUCCUGCUUCGAGGAGCAAGAUUAAAAAACACCAAAGAAAUUUUUGGUGUAGCGGUGUAUACCGGCAUGGAGUCCAAGAUGGCACUCAACUACAAAUGCAAAUCCCAGAAGCGCUCCGCAGUAGAGAAGUCCAUGAAUACAUUUCUCAUCAUCUACUUGGGUAUUUUGCUGUUUGAAGCAAUCCUCAGCACUAUUUUGAAGUACGCGUGGCAGGCAGAGACAAAGUGGAACGAGCCUUUUUACAACCAGAAGACUGAUAAGGAGAAAAACAGCAGCCAGAUUCUGAAAUUUAUAUCUGAUUUCCUGGCUUUCCUGGUGUUGUACAACUUCAUUAUCCCCAUUUCGCUGUACGUGACUGUUGAGCUGCAGAAGUUUCUGGGCUCAUUUUUCAUCGGUUGGGACUUGGAUCUUUACCAUGAAGAAAGUGACCAGAAAGCUCAAGUAAACACAUCAGACCUCAACGAGGAGCUCGGCCAGGUGGAGUAUGUUUUCACAGACAAGACGGGAACUCUGACCGAGAACGAGAUGCAGUUCAGGGAAUGUUCCAUCAAUGGCAUAAAAUACCAGGAGAUCAAUGGGAAGCUUGUCCCUGAAGGAAUGACAGAAGACACUCCAGACGGACCUGUGUCUUGUCUGAACAGAGAGGAGGAGUUGUUCCUGAAAGCUGUCUCGCUGUGUCACACGGUACAGAUCAGUUAUGAUCAAACAGAUUUACCGGGAGACCCAUUCUCUCACGCCAAUGGCUUCACACCUCAGAUGGAGUAUUACGCCUCCUCUCCUGAUGAGAAGGCACUCGUGGAAGCCACCAAGAGGAUGGGUGUCACGUUCACAGGAAGCAGUGGAGAAACCAUGGAGAUUAAAACAAGUGGAAAAGCAGAGAAGUACAAACUCCUCCACGUUCUUGAGUUUGAUGCAAACCGCAGGAGAAUGAGCGUGAUACUGCAGAAGCCCUCAGGUGAAAAGGUGCUGUUCACAAAAGGAGCUGAAUCGGCCAUCCUCCCCUACACCACGAGUGGAGAGAUCGAGAAAACCAGAGUCCACGUGGAUGAGUUUGCUAUGAAAGGUCUGCGGACGCUGGUGGUGGCCUGCAGAAACUUCAGCGUGGAUGAGUACCAAGAAGUGGACAGGCGGCUCCAUGAAGCCAGAACAGCUCUACAACAGAGAGAGGAACGGCUAGCCGAGGUCUUCAACUUCAUCGAGAAAGACCUGGAAUUGCUGGGAGCCACCGGUGUGGAGGACAAGCUGCAGGAUAAGGUCCAGGAGACGAUAGAAGCCCUGCGAUUGGCCGGGAUCAAGGUGUGGGUUUUGACGGGCGACAAACACGAGACGGCUGUUAGCGUGAGUCUCUCCUGCGGUCACUUCCACCGCACCAUGAACAUCCUAGAGCUCGUGCAGCAGAAAUCAGACAGUGAGUGUGCCGAGCAGCUCCGCAGGCUAGCCAGGAGGAUCAAAGAAGAUCACGUGAUCCAGCACGGGCUGGUGGUGGACGGCGCCAGUCUGUCUCUGGCUCUGCGGGAACAUGAGAAACUCUUCAUGGAUGUGUGUAAGAACUGCUCGGCUGUGCUCUGCUGCAGAAUGGCACCUCUCCAGAAAGCCAAGGUGGUGAGACUUCUCAAGACUUCCCCGGAGAAGCCCAUAACAUUAGCCAUUGGAGAUGGAGCCAAUGAUGUCAGUAUGAUCCAGGAAGCUCACGUCGGGAUCGGUAUCAUGGGGAAAGAAGGAAGACAAGCUGUGAGAAACAGUGACUAUGCAAUCGCGAGGUUCAGAUUCCUUGCCAAAUUGCUGCUAGUGCACGGACAUUUCUACUAUAUUAGAAUAGCGACCCUUGUGCAAUACUUUUUCUACAAGAAUGUGUGCUUUAUCACCCCCCAGUUUUUAUACCAGUUCUUCUGUCUGUUUUCACAACAAACUCUGUAUGACAGCGUGUAUCUGACGCUGUAUAAUAUCUGCUUCACCUCUCUGCCCAUACUGGUGUACAGUCUGUUUGAGCAACUGGUGCAUCCACAUGUGCUGCAGAGCAAACCAGCACUUUACAGAGACAUCAGUAAAAACUCCCUCCUCUCCUUCAAAACCUUUUUGUACUGGACCCUCCUGGGCUUCUGCCACGCCUUCGUUUUCUUCUUUGGGUCUUACAUCCUGAUGGGAGAGGACACCACGCUGAUGGGGAACGGACAGAUGUUUGGAAACUGGACUUUUGGCACUUUAGUAUUCACUGUGAUGGUUAUUACGGUAACGUUGAAGCUGGCCUUAGAAACUCAUUUUUGGACGUGGAUGAAUCACUUCGUCACGUGGGGAUCCAUCGCCUUCUACUUCAUCUUCUCCUUGUUUUACGGCGGCAUCAUCUGGCCGUUCCUCCAUACACAGGACAUGUAUUUUGUCUUCGUCCAGCUACUAUCCAGCGGUUCGGCCUGGUUUGCCAUUAUCAUCAUGAUCAUCACGUGUCUGUUUCCUGAUGUCAUCAAGAAAGUGCUUUUCAGGCACCUGCAUCCAACCAGCACGCAGAAAUCUCAGUUUAUUGAGGCCAACCAGGGCAUCGGAUGUGUGGACUCCAUGUGCUGUUUCUCAGAGGGGCAAAACUCAUGCACCCGACUGGGCCGGCUGGUGGAGCGAAUGAUGGGCCGCUGCGACCCCUCUCGGGCCACCAGGUGCGAGCUUUCUCUUUCUAGCCUAUGCUGUAAGCACAUCUCCUACAAGCUGGAGCGAGAAGAGCCGGCUGCACCGGACGAGUGAAGGCCGGCACCGCACUUCAAGCAUUCCCUAACUGUUAAAGCAUAGAGUUUAGGAAAGAAACGGGUGCAUUCAUUUGCCUUGAACCUCUAAGUGAGACAGUAGGGUGUAGUUAUGUACGCUAUGUGUCAUAGCAUACAAACGAACUGUUUCAUAAUUCUUAUAUUUUUGAGUUUUUCAUGGUCUUUGCCUCAUUUCGAGGUGCGUCGUUCUUUGGUGUCGUCGCUCUGUGUGUCUUUUCUAUGUGGCAGAUUAUACGAUUUGCUGAAUAUUUACCAUACAGCUUGUGCCUCCAUUAUAUAUCAGACUUUGUAUCCGUCUACUUAUCAGACAUCCAAGUAUAUGCUUGUGGAAUGUUGUACUAUAAUGACCGAAUCCUUGAAACAUCCUCUCAUUGUGUGUUCUGAGUUGUCGCAUCGCAGUGUUGCAUCUGUGUCUUUGACUUUGCCACGUGUGCAUUUCUCUCAUCGGAGGGAAUUUGUGACGGCAUGCUAGCUACUGUAAUGCACUUUUAAGCAUUUCACGUAAUCAUUUCAACUGUCUGUAUCCGUACUUUGGGAAUCACGGUGCUUCCGGCGCCACGUAGAAUUCCCGUUCCAGUUGAAGCGCUAGAACACUGCCAUUGAAGAGCAGGGUGUCAGAGAUGACCUCUGAUCUGACUAGCCAAUGUCAACUGUAGAUACAGCAUCCGUCUACCGUUGGUCCGAUUGGCUCGACUGUAGCAAAGUGAAUAAAUAAGAGGACCACAUUAUGAUCAAGAGAGACACUGGAAACUGUAGUCUUCGAGGGGAUUUUUGAAUCAUUUCUGCCGUUUUUGUGUUAAACUUUAAGCCUUACGAAAGAGAAAGACGAUUUGCAUGAUGGCAGCUGUAGGGAUGUGCUGUUGAGCGGUCAGUGAAUGCCAGAAUGUGUGUUUUGCAGAAUAUUCUUAGACACUUUAUUCAGCUUUAUUGCUGUUUGUUUACUUUGAUCUCAAAUUAAAAUGUCUAGACAAUGAUAUAUGUUUAGUUCAGUGGCUUUUUGCAUUUGUCCACCUUUGUUGACCAGUGGUUCUCAACUGGUUUCUCACAACCCAAAUGGGUUCAGGUCCGGCAGUGUUUUUCCAGUAGCUUCCCAUAUUUUUUUGUUAAUAAAUAGUGUGUCCAGUCAAACUAAUACAAAUGAUAUUUUGAUAACCAAGUAUUUUAAUUUGUUUUAAUGGUAAAACUUUACAAUAAGGUCCUAUUUGUUAACAAUUCGCUUAUGUGUUAGCUAACACAAACUAACAAUGAACAAUUCUUCUACAGCAUUUAUUAAUAUUAAUUCAUGUUAAUUUCAGCAUUUACUAAUACAGUAUUAAAAUCAAAUGUUGUCACUGUUAACAUUAGUUAAUGCACCAUGAACUAACGUGAAUAACUGUAUUGACAUAAACUAACAUUGACAAGGAUUAAUAUAUGCUGAAAAACUAAAUUGUUAGCUAAUGCAAUUACUAAUGUUAACUAAUAUAGCACCUUAUUGUAAAGUGUUACCGUUUUAAUGUUUUUACAUUUAUUUUAAUCAUAACUUGUUAGAAAUUUGUCAGAUUAGGCAGAUGACAACAUAUUACUUUUUAACAAUAGGGAUGAGAUCAUGUGACGUGUAUAAAACUAAAUACAAAAAAAGUCAAAUAAUGAUUUCCUACAGAGAUACACUGACAAUAUUUAUUUCCUGUUUUUUUUAAAAUAAUUUGAAAAGAUAUUAUGUGAGAAAGGCUAUUUAACAGUACAAUGCUGUCAAAAUAAAGGUUAAAUAUGAUAUCGUCACUGUCCUUCUGAAACCUUGAAUGUCCAAAUUUGCCGUUUUUCUGGAAAUAGAAAAAACAUUGAAUUUUUUCCUUACUGUCUUAUCCAAGUUGGCAAGCACUUUUUUGAUAGUUUUUAUUGGUUAGAUAUUUACAAAACCUAGUGACAAACAUAAAUUUUGACACAUAGUAAUGAUUAAUGGCAAAAAAAUAAAAUCACGAAAUAUGGAGAUGGGAGGUUUCAAAAGCACAGCAGUGCUAUAUGGAAAUAGUUUGAUUUGAUUUAUUUCAUAGCAAAAAUAAUCUGAUUCCAGUCCGUGCUUUUUAUUUUAUUCAUUGAAAACAUAGUCAAACAAGUCACUUAUUAAAAUAAGCAAGUGCCGAAUAUCAGUAUUGAAAUUGGCCAGUAGAAUUAUAAUAGUAUCAUAUACUUCGAUAUUAGUAUCAUAUCUCACAAAUCAUACUUGCGUUGUAAAAUCAGUUGAGAACCACUGUUUUAAACAGUGAUGGUAAUUUAUCUACUAUGGUACGCAGUCAGUGGUAUAUAAAUGCAAAUACACUCUCUCAUUUAACAUCUGUACCCCUUCAUAAGACCUUAAAACGGUUGUCUUUCUUCUUCCUUACACGUGAUCCAAAGAUAAUCGCAUUACUGUAGUUACCAAUGUACACUUUCUCUUCUGUAGCAUGGGUCUAUUUAUAAUCCGGCUGUAUUGUAAGGGCAUUAGUCCUAAAAGCAAAUAAAUUGUAUGAAGACAUUAAGCGGGACAGGUAUGGCGUUUGAGAAACUUUUGGCCUGCUCAAGGGCUGCCAUUCUAUUUACAUAUAUAUUAUAUGCACUUUAUAGCAAACCUGUAUACACAAUAUUUUUCUACAGUCUAUAGAUUAAUGUCAUCGGUUAGUUUCUAUAUUUACUGUAACGUAACCUUGUUUCAUAUAGGUACCUUAUAGUAUGCGUAUGGAGAGGUUAUCAUUUCUUUAGAAGAAUGUACAGUUAUAUAUUGUCAAGCCCGUGGAAGGAUGCGUUUAUAUUUGUGUUUGGUGUCUUAACUAUGCACAUUAACCCAUGUUACACUAACAUCUUGCAUUCAUUUUCCAUUGACUUUGACUGUUGCUUGCUGAUCUUCAUGCGCUGAGUUCAAAAGCUUUGGAGGAUUUAUAUAGUAGGGAUGCACCGAUAUAAGAAUUUUGACCGAUACCGAUAACCGAUCGUUACUUUUUUGAUAAAGAUGAUUAUCAGUUUUAUAUUUAUAUUGUUUAGUCAUGUUUAUAUUAAAAAGCGCUUAAAGUUGUAGCUGACCAAUGGGGGUCACUUAUAACCAUACAAUGGCCAUAUUUGCGUUGGCCAAUACAUCGGUCUACCCAAUUCCCAAUACAAUUCCCGAUGAUCUGGCAUAAAACAAGAGUUCACAGUUUGAAUAGAAAUUAAAAUAAGCAUUUUUCUCUGCUCCUGAUAUCAGCCAAUUCUAACUGAUUAUUUCUAGUCUAAUGUUGCCAAUGUAGUCACUAAAAUACACUGUAUUGUGCAUCCCUAGUAUAAAGGUCUUAAAAAAGCCUUUUAGUGCCUCUCCAUCUUCCACCUCUCAAAUAUAUGUCAGAUUGUAAAGCAGAUAGAACAGGAAUGGUAUAUUGUGCACUUGUCCAAAGCAUCCACACUGUCCCCCCUCAUUCUUCCCCAUUUCCUUGAUGCUUCCAGAUCAUGGAGGGACUCGGAGACCUUCUCCAAUGACCGAAGCAUCUUGACGCUCUCGCCCAUGGAGGUCUCUCAUUGUUAAGGACACCCAUGCGCCAGCCCAAAAGGAACCGUUUGUGAAGUACGAAGACACCGAGCCGUUCCCCCUCCCCGCUCUAGUACAAUCACCAGCCAGUCAUUCAUAGAAUACACUGUCUCGCGGCUCUGAUUCUCUGAGCAUCAAACGUGACCAGCGACAAAGGAUAAGCAGCGAUUUCUCGAACUAACCAAAGGAUUUGUCUCAUUCGAACGAUUCUGUUUCCGACGGUCGUAAACCGUGGAAGCGUAUGCAAAGGGCCGCCGUCUUUCCUGAGGAAAACCAGGGGUCUGUUUGAAAGCCAUAAAUCCCUUUUAAAUGCCUGAUUUUCAAGGUAUUACAUGUAUGUUCAGCAUAAGUAGCACUAGCUCGCAAACCUGUAGCCUCCUUUAGAGUGAAGAGAACCUAAGAUGCCUACCCAACCUGUCUUGGAUUGUGCAGAUGAUGCAAGAAUGUUGCCGAUGGGGAAAAACUGACAUAUCAUUCUUAAACUCACUCACUUUAAUCUUCAUAUGCCACGUGCCUGCUUUUUAUUUCUUGUGUGUCAUGCACGUUUGCUAAUUUUUCAUUUCUAACCAUUGUCAUUAGUUCAUUUUUUGCUUUGUUUUUCGUUUUUCCACUUACGUUGCUAACCACUCAUUAGUUUGAUUUUGUGUGUGUGUGUGUGUGUGUGUGUUUAACUGAUUUAAUGGAAUAAUCUUCCUACAUGGGCCGUGGGUUACUGUUACAUGAAUGCCUAAGCAUCGAGUCAACCGUUUUAAACUUGCUUAAUCAACUAUGCUGACGUUUUUGAUAUUCGACUGCAUGCAACGCUUCGGUCGGUCUGUCUCUGUAACUCGCAAUGGAGACGUGGGAAAACUGGACUUUGCUAAUCUCAGCUUGGCGAGUGUUAACUAGGCCGUUGGGAUUUGUUUUUGCUGCAAGGACCUGGAUCCUUCAAAUCUGGUGCCGUGACCCGUACGGCAGUUGAAUGAUGGGACUGAAAUUUUGGAACUGUUUCGUUGUGUCAUACUGUGGAUUAGUUUUGUUGCUUCUGUUUUUUUUUUAUGUCUGUGUUGGUUGAUCGAACCUAAAAUGACUCAUGAACACAGGUCAGCUAUUUCAAAUUCUCAUUUUGAAGUGUUUUGCUAUGUGAUGUAUUGAAUUAUAUAGCAAUUCAGAAUGACAUUUUUCUGAAGACAUUAGCAAUACGACUCGAUCUAGCUGUGCUGUCAGUCAUUCAUUUUGCAGUUUCAUGUUUUUCUGUUCUCCUUAUAUUGCAUAUGUUUCAAUGCUGAUGUUUAUGAAAGUUCUAUUUACAA